Messenger RNA from Eimeria acervulina, 1449 nucleotides. RefSeq names its product Prolyl-tRNA synthetase, related. NCBI's taxonomy places the organism in Eukaryota, Apicomplexa, Conoidasida, Eucoccidiorida, Eimeriidae. The transcript has 3 exons. Gene Ontology annotation, biological process: prolyl-tRNA aminoacylation. Gene Ontology annotation, molecular function: ATP binding; proline-tRNA ligase activity. The record is from RefSeq and is a predicted model, not a curated record. Gene Ontology annotation, cellular component: cytoplasm. Bases 1 to 1449 code for a protein of 482 amino acids.
AUGCCGGGCGCCGUACAUACGGAGUUGGGAUCCAGCACAGCUUCAUACGACGAACGACUCACGCCUUGUGUAGAGGAUUUCUCAGCUAGGGACUCGGCCUCAUGCAUUCUCUCAGAAUUCAAGCGCAGUUCAGCGGCACCGGCUGUGGAGAGGGGCAACGGCUCAACAGCUUCCACGCCUGCUGACGACAGGAACGCUACUGCUGCUGCUGCUGCGGGGCAGUUGCUCGAGAAGGCCCGUUUGGUGCAGGCUACGUCUUCCGGCAUGUUUUGCAUAUUACCGUUGGGGUUCCGUGUGCUCAAGAAGAUUGAGGCUGUGUGUCACCAAGAACUUGCAGGAAUGGCCUCACCGUUAUCUUUGCCUAACAUUAUGCCGAUACACUGGCUGCAGAACUCAGACCGAAUACGCUCGUUUGGGCCAUCUCUCUACAGACUACAAGAUCGUCGUGGCCGGCAGUUCUUCCUGCCCCCAACUUCCGAGGAAGCGGCGGCGUGGCUGGUGGCUAGCAACAUCCGAAGCCAUAGGGAUUUGCCCCAGAUUUUCUACCAGAUAGGUCCAAAGUUCCGAGAUGAAGCCCGCCCAAGGGCAGGGUGCCUCCGCGCUCGUGAAUUUGUCAUGCUAGAAGUCUAUUCUUUUCACCAAGACGCAAUGUGCAGAGAGGCUACUUACGAGAAAAUGGAUGAAUGUUUCAGGCGGAUACUCACUCGGGUGGGAACAGGGCCGGUUCACAGAGUUCGAGCGGACUCUGGUGCAAUGGGGGGCCCCUGCAGCCAUGAAUACCACGUGUACAGCAGUCUUGGGAGUGACCGUGCAGUAGCGGGGCUGGAUCGGCCGGAGAAAAGCAGAGACAGCUCUCCCGCUGUUGGGCCAGAGAUGCCCCAGAGCUGCACGAGUUUGGAGGUUGGACACUGCUUUCAGCUACCCGAAACGUAUUGCCAAGAAGCACGUGCCCGUUUCACGGAUUCUCGGGGUGCAUUAAGGAUGCCCCUGAUGAACAGCUAUGGACUUGGAGUUUCUCGACUUCUUGCUCAUUUGGCACUACAGCAUCAAGAUUCAAAAGGCCUAUUAUUUCCACCCCAAGUGGCGCCCUUCUGUGUUGCAGUUCUGCCUCAGCCUGCCGCGCGCUGGAAUGAUGGCCAAUGGGCGGCCCGCCUAGGCAAAGCCUUGUUCAGAAUUCUGCAGAAGACUGCCGCAAAAGCAGGGGGGCCUGCGGACGUUGUCUUGGACGACCGGCAUGGCCUCACUCUUCGUCAAAUGCAGUCGCAUGCAGAUCUUGUGGGAAUCCCCCACCAGCUAAUAAUAAAAGAAGACUUCCUCCGAACGCCUGGCAAGGCUCGCGUGCUCUACAUCUCACGCGGAGCCGGCAAGGCGGAUAUCUUGCCUAUUAGGGCUGCCUUGAACAGGCUAGAAAAUAUCCUCUUCGGUGUGGCGAUGUCUAGCAAACGAUGA